CAUAUGGCAGAUGGCAGAUGAUUGUAUUUGUGUAUUAAAAAAUUAUGUAUACAAGACAGUCAAUAAACUGCGAUACUCGUGAUCAAAAUAGGGUGGAUCUUUUGUAGUUAGGAAAAAAAGUCCAACAAUAGAUAAGAAGCAGUUGGAAAAAUUAGAAAUUUCGUGGAAAUGGCUUCGCAGCGGGUUCAAUCUUGACGGAGAACAGAUCAAUUAAAAAACAGAACGAUGUCACUGGAUGAUGGAUUCGAGAGACCGUUUGAAAUUUUGGAGCCACCACAAUGGGGUGCGCUUAGGGAGCUUUGUCGAGCAAAUACUGAAUACUUUUCCUCCCAUCAAGAUGAGAAUGGUCUAAGAAUCACAGCUGCGCUACACGUUAUUUCCGAUUACAUGACAGAGUUACGUCCAUUGUACAAAGAAGUUGGUAAAAUUGCACCUCUGUACGACUUUGACGAAUCCACUCCAGGCAAUGGUUAUCGAAGUUUCCUUAUCCUGGUUGAUAAAUGUAUUUUACAUUGCGGCAGCAUCUGUCGACAGAUUUAUGCGCAAAGAGAAUCUAUGCUAUUCCGAAAAGCGCAUUACAUGAGGGAAAUUGAAGCGUGCUCUCAGCUUUUGACAUCGUUGUGCACCUGCUUGCAUCAUUUGAAGACACUGCGCUCAUGGAGCGAAGAAACAUUUGAUGGGAAACCAUCUCUUUUCGCCUCAAAUGAGCACAGCCCUCAAGAACUUUUGAAUAAAGCAGAGAACAUCAAUCAGUAUUGUUUUUACGGUAGAUGUUUAGGAUUUCAGUUCUGCGACGAUUUAAAGAGUCUCCUGAAGUUUUUCUCAGCGGGUAUGGCUUCUUUCAGUGAAACUUAUUAUACAAAUGGCACUGUACUGGGCAGAUGUACAAAUUUCGUCAAAUAUUUUCUCGAUCCCGAAAUAAAAGCUCGUCGAAUUGUUAAUAUUUCUCAACGAGCGGAUAUUCAAUUUUGUCAAGCUUUUUGGGAGCUCAAUGAAUCGAAUCUCUUACUAAUGUAUCCGGCCAUUGUGCAAUCAGCAUUGCCAAUAAAUCAGAUGAUUUCUGUACCCCCUGAAGAACUUAAUUUACCAACGAUUGGGGGUACAACCGUUAAUGUACCAAUUCCUUCUAGUCAUGUGGGCAAAAAACCCAUACAUGUGAGAUUGUUAAGUUCCAAACAUCGUGUAGGAAUGGUGGGUUCAGCAAGAGUGGGUGGUGAUUUAUUGGGAGCAUCCGACAUUCUGAUAGUUCAUUGUCACGGCGGUGGAUUCGUCGCCCAAACCUCAAAAUCUCAUGAAGUUUAUUUAAAAAAAUGGGCUUUUUCAUUAGACGUACCUUUAUUAUCGAUCGACUAUAGUCACGCACCAGAGGCUCCUUUCCCACGUGCUCUCGAAGAAGUCGUUUACGCCUACGGCUGGGCACUCAAACAUUCCACGACUCUGCUUGGCACUACUGCUAAAAAAGUCAUUUUUAUUGGUGAUUCGGCUGGUGCCAAUUUAUUACUAGCGGCAACAAUAAGAUGCUUCGAAUUGGAUAUUAAGAAGCCUGAUGGUAUAUUCAUGGCCUACACACCAGUUUGGGUAGAAUUCAUACCCUCCCCCUCUCGAUUACUCUGUCUUGCUGACCCGUUAUUGCCUUUUGGUUUUAUGAUGAGAUGUUUGAAGGCUUACGCUGCAGCUGACCUUACGAAAAAUCAGAGUCGUGAAAAGGGUCAAGAAAUUGAGGAUGGAAUAAAGUCAGACACAGAAUCUUUCGCCGAAGUGAGCGAGAGCGAUCUUAUUGCUCUUGCCUUGAGUCCAAGCGGUGAUGAAGCUAAUGAGAAUCGUUUGGGUUCCAUGGAUUCGGAUUUAACUUUGAAUUCCGUCAGUUUGGUUGACGCUGAUGGAAUUCCAGUGAGUGAAGCGCAGAAAGAAACGACGUCUCAGGAGUACAUCAGGAAAUUCGUUGACAUGUACAAAAACGUUGGGUUUGGCUCAUCCGCCUCAUCAGCAAAUGGUGCACCAAUCAGGGAUUCGAAUAGCUCUGAUGGUGAAAAAUCAUGGUCAGUUUUUGGUUGGUCUCUCAGCGGUUCGGAAAGAAGAGAAUCUCGACAACUCGAUACCGAUGGGAUUCGAAAUCCUUCGGAUGAAUUUGUCUUUAGUGUUCCUAGAGACCCACUCCUGAGCCCUUUUUUAACUCCCGAUAACGUUCUCGCUCGUUUUCCCCCCGUUAGAAUCGUGAGUAUGGAGGCCGAUCCUUGCUUGGACGACUGCGUCAUGUUUGCACGAAAAUUGAGAUCUCUUGGAGUCAAUGUCUCGCUGAAUAUUCUUGAAGGAUUGCCACAUGGAUUUCUCAAUCUUAUUCUGAUGUCAAAAGAAGCCAGCGAUGGUGCAGAUUUGUGUUGCAAAAAGAUCCAAGAAUUGAUAAAUCUCACAUAAAUUGUGUUCAAAAUUUGAA
Messenger RNA from Venturia canescens, 2434 nucleotides. RefSeq names its product hormone-sensitive lipase (gene Hsl). The record is from RefSeq and is a predicted model, not a curated record. Gene Ontology annotation, cellular component: cytosol. Gene Ontology annotation, biological process: cholesterol metabolic process; triglyceride catabolic process. Bases 226 to 2415 code for a protein of 729 amino acids. The transcript has 11 exons. Gene Ontology annotation, molecular function: triacylglycerol lipase activity; sterol ester esterase activity. NCBI's taxonomy places the organism in Eukaryota, Metazoa, Arthropoda, Insecta, Hymenoptera, Ichneumonidae.